Striga hermonthica is the source of this 1110-nucleotide messenger RNA. Lineage: Eukaryota; Viridiplantae; Streptophyta; Magnoliopsida; Lamiales; Orobanchaceae. The record is from the annotation of a GenBank genome assembly.
AUGUCGCGCUCGAUUCAUAUUAUCUCCUUAAGCAUCGCUGGAUCUGGGCAGCCCAACGACCGAUAUCUUUCCUGCUCGGGACUUUCCGGGAGAGCCCUCAGCUUGCCACCCAACUCAUCCCAUGCUAGCUACAAGCUCAUUUCAAACAAAACUCACUUAUCUUUGAAAUGCAAGUUCAUGAACGAGGUAGAUAAGACGAGUCCAAACAACUGCUGGCAAAAGCCUUGGUCAAGCAAGCAUAAAGUUUUUCUCUCUUCGAAAAACGGGCCCUUCGUACCAUCCUCCUCAAACUGGAGAUCCGCCACCCCGGGUACGCGAGAAAAAGAAAUUGUUGAGAUAUUCAAAAAGGUUCAGGUCCAGCUUCGAGAACGAGCAGCCCUGAAGAAAGCAGUGAAAAAAAUCGAAACUUCGCAAGAAAAAACCAAAUGGAGCGAGAGGGUCGAUUCACUUCUCAAGGUUUCGAGGCAACAGUCAGUCCAGCAAGGCAAGAAAACCACUUCUGGUGCUGAUGAUCGGGCUUUCAAUCAGCAAGAACAGGAUGACCUGUCACCCAAGCCCGCUGAUCACGUUAAGAAGGAUGAGAUGCAAGAAAGAACGAGGCAAAAUCUUAGCCGACCCAAAUCGAGCUUCCAGAGGAGGUCUCCCGUCCCUGGAAUAAAAUUCCAGCCUGUAUUUUCCGAGAGCUCUGUUAAUUCAUUCUCGCACGAAAACUUGGAGAGAGUAAAUGGGAUGACUAGUUUGGAGCCGGAAGCAAAGGAGGAGGCGCUAUCCAAGUCUGAUUCAGACGGGUCUGCUGCGGGUCCCCUGUUUCCGGAAGGGAAUGAGUUGGAUGAAAUAUCUGGGAUUUAUGAGGAGUUGCUAUCCGAAUCUGAUUCAGACGAGACUGAUGUGGAUCCUCUGUUUCCGGAAGGGAAUGAGUUGGAUGAAUUAUCUGGGGUUUAUGAAGAAGACGAGCGUGACAUCGUCCAGGGGGAAGAAGAGAACCGGGUGGAGGUUGGCGAUUUGAGUGGAAAGAAGCUGCCCGAGUUGAAGGCCCUUGCCAAGUCUCGUGGGUUAAAAGGAUACUCGAAGCUGAAAAAGGUCGAGCUUAUUGAGUUGCUGAGAGGGUGA